UCUUAGCCCAUUUCCUAGCUUCUUUAUACCCUUCUUAUUUUCACCCCUUUAUAAAUCUCUCAAAACAACAGAUCAAAGAUAUAUAAUGGAGUCAAACCAAGAAGUGGAUUCUCCAAACCAUGCCAAUAUCCACAACAAUAUGAUAUCCACUUCUUCUGCAGCUAAUAAUUACUUAGCUUCAUCUUCUUCUUCUUCUCCAACAACCCUAAGCCGAUAUGAAAACCAAAAACGCAGAGAUUGGAACACUUUUGGCCAAUACUUAAGAAACCAUAGACCACCUCUUACUCUUACUCGUUGCAGUGGUGCACAUGUUCUUGAAUUCCUUCGAUACCUCGAUCAGUUCGGAAAAACUAAGGUUCAUACUCAACUCUGUCCUUUUUACGGACACCCAAAUCCACCAGCACCUUGUCCUUGUCCUUUACGUCAAGCUUGGGGUUCACUUGAUGCACUAAUUGGUAGACUUAGAGCUGCUUAUGAAGAAAAUGGUGGAAAACCCGAAACUAACCCUUUUGGUGCUCGUGCUGUUAGGCUUUAUCUUCGUGAAGUUCGUGAUUCUCAAGCUAAAGCUAGAGGUAUAAGUUAUGAAAAGAAGAAACGCAAGAAACCAACUUCGUCUCAACAACAACAACAACAACAAUCUUCUGCUGCAUUUCCACUUCCUACUUCGACUUCAAGCUAAUAAUAUAUCGGAAAAACAGCCUCUCUGCCUUUACAAGGUAGAGAUAAGACUCCGUACACACUACCAUAUUCCACUUAUCGGAUUACACUAAGUCUGUUGUUGUUAUUGUUGUCGUAAGGUAUGGUAUGUUCUAUUUCUAGCUAUUUUAACAAUUGGAAUUUGGAACCCUUUCUCAAGUUACUAUUUAUGGAAAUUGAAACACUGAUCUUGAUCAGUACUUUUUUUAGCUAA
Messenger RNA from Nicotiana attenuata, 910 nucleotides. Its product is annotated as protein LIGHT-DEPENDENT SHORT HYPOCOTYLS 4-like. NCBI's taxonomy places the organism in Eukaryota, Viridiplantae, Streptophyta, Magnoliopsida, Solanales, Solanaceae. Gene Ontology annotation, cellular component: nucleus. Gene Ontology annotation, biological process: mRNA transcription; response to light stimulus. The record is from RefSeq and is a predicted model, not a curated record. The transcript has a single exon. Bases 86 to 679 code for a protein of 197 amino acids.